Molecule: messenger RNA, 597 nt
Organism: Paramormyrops kingsleyae
Lineage: Eukaryota; Metazoa; Chordata; Actinopteri; Osteoglossiformes; Mormyridae
Gene: h2af1al
Product: H2A histone family member 1a like
Cellular component (GO): nucleosome
Molecular function (GO): structural constituent of chromatin; DNA binding; protein heterodimerization activity
Source: RefSeq, a predicted model, not a curated record
AUUCAGGUUGUAGAGACUCUUAUAGUGUAUAUGAGCAACUUCAGCACAACUUUGAGCUGCUGUGUCUGUCUUCUUGGCUUUGGAGUGUAGUCAUUGGAAUAUAGAAGGGCCCUGAAGGAUGUCUGGUCGUGGUAAGAAGGCUGUUGCCAAAGCAAAGAGCUCCAUGACCCGUUCGGCACGGGCCGGGCUGCAGUUCCCCGUGGGCCGCGUUGCCCGUCUGCUGCGAAAGGGAAACUAUGCAGCCCGCAUUGGCACAGGUGCUGCGGUUUACUUGACUGCCAUCCUGGAGUACCUGUGUGCUGAGGUCCUGGAGCUGGCCGGCAAUGCCUCACGGGACAACAAGAAGCUGAGAAUCACUCCACGACACAUCCAACUGGCCGUGCGUAACGACGAGGAGCUCAACGCCCUGCUGGGUAGUGUCACCAUUUCGGAGGGGGGUGUCCUGCCCAAUAUUCAAGCCCAGCUUCUGCCCAAGAAGACUGCCAAAGGCCUGAAGGCCUCCUUCCAUGAUGAAGGCAAAGAUGUGCAGUCACAGGAGUUCUGAUAUGGAUGUCUUAUAGUUUUAAGGAAAUAUUAAAGUGAAUUGUUUUUUAAAUU